AUGAAGAAUUGCGUUUACGUCCACCUGUUCAAUGGCGUAGUGCGUUACCUGUACCUCAAACACGAACGCAAAGCGCCCAAAUGGGUGUGGACGUGUCGGGUUUACGAAGAGCUGUUCUCGCGGGACCGUCCGACGGUCCGCAGUUUGGAAAUCUGCGAAAUGUUUGACGCUUUCGGAUUGCCUGCGGACUACCGAGGUUACCGAGAACAAUUGGUGGAGUCUGGUUCCCUUUUCGCACCGGCUGGCCACGUGGUUCGAGCGGAACGGCUCGCGAUCCUUUUCGGUGUUUCCGGUUUUCCGCCCCGGCCCCAAACACUUGCGGUACAACGCUCGGGCUUUACACGAACUAUUGCGUUCGGUAAAACCUUCGGAAUGCACAUCUGA
Macrosiphum euphorbiae (potato aphid) is the source of this 384-nucleotide messenger RNA. The record is from the annotation of a GenBank genome assembly. Lineage: Eukaryota; Metazoa; Arthropoda; Insecta; Hemiptera; Aphididae.